GUAGUCCCUCUCCACCCCCUAAUCACAAGAUUCUUCUGCAACAGUAGCAGUCAUGGCAAUCACGUUCCCUCUGUGGUCCAUGUAGUUCAUCAUCCAUGAUACUUAUGACAUCGACUUGUCACAUCGCACGAAAUAACCUCUUAUCAUCGACGAACAUCGCUGAUGAGAACCCGAUUUAAGCACGAGGUUAUCAUUGAAGCAUGCGCAUAAUCUCGAUGCGCGCGGUAUACACGUGAGUCGUACGAGGACUGAGGACUCGCGGAGAGCCGCACGUACAUACAUACCUGUUAUCUGCCAUUUGGAGGCUAUCGUGUAGUGCGUGUAGUAGUCAACGGUGAGGAAUGUGCAAAUUGUGACAAUUAUUCUCGGUGCCUUCGGAUAAUUAUGUCUAAUUAUACCAUUUUCGUGUGAUUAUGCUGUAUAAAUACGCGGACGCACAUCGACAAUAUGUACAUACUAUUACGUACAAUGUUAACGCUCGCGCAUUUCUUUCACAUUCUGUACACCGCGAUCCUCUACAUUGGUACUGCGGUGCUCCGUAAGUGCACGGAUAUUUGGUACACCAUCACCGCGAGUACAACGAAGGAGCUCGAUGUGCUCGUUGCCACAUUCGCGAAAACCAAGAAGAUCCCCAAGCACCUGGUGAUCGUGCUUGGACUGUGCGACGACUUGGUUCUGGAUUGUGUGCGUAUAAUUGGAUGGUGCAUUACACUUGAUAUACCUUACAUCAGCUUCUUUGACCGUAAUGGUUUCUUGCAGAAAAAUGAAACCUAUCUUAAAGAGGAGUUGGCAAGAAAACGGCCUGAUCUAGUAGAACAUAUUGCUUGGCAUUCACACACGAAAGCACCUAGUCAAAAUGGAAUAGUAACCGGCAGCAGGUCGAAAAUAAAUGUAUCGUUACUAUCCAAAAUAGACGGUAAGAGAAAAAUAGUGACAUUAACGCAAUCAUUGGCGAAAGCCGUGUCGUCGGGAAACCUUGAUCCAGAAGAGAUCACGGACCAACUAAUCAGCGAAAAGUUACAAAUAAAGGGGAUGCCCGAUCCCGAUCUCGCUUUAAUAUACGGUUCCACUUGUUCCACGUAUGGUCUGCUACCAUGGCACACGAGAACGACAGAAUUUUUAAUGCUGCCGCUGUCCGUCAAUGUUUCAUUGAAAGAUAUUUCAGUGAAAGAUUUCACGCAUCUAUUAGAAAUAUAUAGCAAAUGUGUACAACGGUACGGAAAAUGAUAUGUAAUUGUCUUUAUUUAUACGAAGAAACUGCAUUUCAAUAAGGAAUAAAUUAUCGUGAAGACUGAA
Ooceraea biroi (clonal raider ant) is the source of this 1296-nucleotide messenger RNA. It is a transcript of the gene Tango14, whose product is annotated as transport and golgi organization 14. Gene Ontology annotation, cellular component: endoplasmic reticulum membrane; dehydrodolichyl diphosphate synthase complex. NCBI's taxonomy places the organism in Eukaryota, Metazoa, Arthropoda, Insecta, Hymenoptera, Formicidae. Gene Ontology annotation, molecular function: ditrans,polycis-polyprenyl diphosphate synthase [(2E,6E)-farnesyl diphosphate specific] activity. The record is from RefSeq and is a predicted model, not a curated record.